AGUUAGCCAGCGAAGGAAGCCGCCGAGCAAGGUGUCUCAUAGGUCGAUCCCCAGAUGCCUCCGCCCUCCUCGUCCCCGCGCGCUUUACCUGCUGCUCGGUCGCGCGGCUGUCGAGCGUCGGCACUCACUGCGCAAUGGCAACAGAACCAUCUGUUACAGCGAACUUUCGUCUUCAAAUGGAUUAUGAGACGAAGAUUUUCCCCCACACCGGCGGCUAUGGACGCUACAACCGACUCGUGGUUUUAUUCAGCUGGUUCCCCAACUUCGCGGCCAUGCUGAAUCUAUUUAGCGACGUUUUUUACACUCUAAUGCCGGACUCGUAUCACUGCAGAGCCGACCCGCAGCUUCUGCCCUCCGCUUUCCUCCCCAGCAACUUCUCCAGACAGCGAUACCUCAACCUCACCAUCCCCUGGGUGAACGGCACUGGUCUCAGCCACUGUGAAUUGUUCAAGUACCCACCAAAUUCCUCGGACUUUUCCGAAAAGGUCUCCAGGGAGAGGGUGUCCUGCACCGUAGGGUGGGAGUAUGCCCAUGUAGCGGGGCUCCAGAGCAACUUUGUCACUGAGUGGAAUCUGGUUUGCAGUGACUACUGGAAAAUCCCUUUGCAGCAUAUCUGCUUCAUGACAGGAUGGAUUCUGGGAUACAUCCUUCUUGGUACAUUGUGCGACUGGCUGGGUCGUCGGCGAUGUUUCCUCCUCUCCAUCAGUCUGUCCAGUCUGUUAGGGGUGGCCGUGUGUUUGUCCAGCAGCGCGGCCGUGUUUCUGCUGCUGCGUCUCUCUCAGGGCGCGAUGCUCGCUGGUGUGUUCGUGUCCUCGUACAUUGCCAGGUUGGAGCUAUGUGACCCUCCCCAUCGUCUCAUGGUUGCCAUGGUCGGCGGCUUCUUCGCCGUGUUCGCAGAGCUGCUGUUGCCGGGCAUCGCUGUUCUGUGUCGCAAUUGGCCCGUUCUCCAGGCUGUGGCCACUUUGCCUCUGCUCCUGCUGCUUUCCUAUUGGUGCUGUGUGUCCGUGUUUCCUGAGUCCCCUCGCUGGCUGCUGGCCACAGCUCAGAUCCCUAGGUUGAAGAGGAGCCUCCAGGAAUUCUCCACCAGGAACGGUGUUUGUCUGCGAGAUGAAAUCUACCCUGGUGAAACCCUGCUGUCAGAAAUAGAUUCAGCAUGCGGGGAAGACUGUCGACCGAGGUACUUUUCAGUUCUGGAGCUGCGUCGGACUCGUGUUAUCUGGAAGAACUGUCUCAUCCUCAGCUUCACACUGUUCAUUGGUACAGGCAUUCAGUACUGUUUCACCAGAAACUUGCACAGUUAUUCAACCAACUUUUACUUCAGCUACUUCCUCCGAGUGAUAACCGGAGCUUUCGCCUGCAUCUUCGUCUGCUUGUCAGUCAAUCACUUUGGUCGGCGUGGUAUGCUUCUACUCUCUGCCAUCAUCACUGGACUGUCAUCGCUGCUGCUGCUGGCCCUCACUCAGUAUCUGCGUGGAGGCCUGGUGUUGGUCCUCUCUGUCAUAGGUCUGCUGUUCUCUCAGGCUCUCGCCAUGCUCAGUGUGCUCUUUGCCUGUGAGGUGAUGCCGACCGUGGUUCGAGGUGGUUGCCUUGGCCUGGUGCUGGCAGCGGGUUGUGUUGGCAUGGCCGCCUCCUCCCUGAUGGAGCUCCAGAAUAAUGGUGGCUACUUUCUCCACCAUGUCAUCUUCGCCUCCUUCGCCGUCCUCUCUGUUCUCUGCAUAAUGCUCCUACCUGAGAGCAAACGCAAGCCGCUCCCAGACUCCCUGAAGGACGGCGAGAGCCAGCGGCGGCCCCCUCUUUUCCUGUCCCGGCCCGACACGGACAACCUGCCGUUACUGUGCGCCCGGCCACCUUUGUCGGAGUACAACCCUGAUAACUAUUCCCGCUUGGUCUCUGCCACCAGGAGGAUGUUGACUAAAGAUAAUUUGCCUUAUAGGAUCGCUGUGCCAACUCAUCCCCCUCUGCUGUCAGACAGUGAAACACAGGGACAAGAGAAUGAGACACUGAGAGAGGUCGUGUCUUAACUCUGUUAACAGUCCCUUCUUAUCCGACUGUUGCACAGACUUGGAUUAUCCCUCCUUCUUCUUCUAGACAUACCUCCACAGACAGUCUACCAUCUUCUUCAUUUAAUUAUUGUCUAAGUCACUGGUUGGUCAUAACUCAACUGAAGAACUGAUCCUGGCUUGGAUGCUGUGCACUUCAGAGCGAUAGCUCCAAGUCUGUCCAUUUUCAGUGUCUUCUUGUUACAUUUUACUUUUUAAGCCGUUACUGUGCUGUGGCAUUUUCUUAAAUGGAUUCAGGUAAUGCACUGAAAAACAGUGGCCUACCAAAGCCAAAGUAUUUUUUUGUCAUCCAAACCUUUUGCGAGGGCUAGAAAAAGUCCCUCUUUGAACUGUAACAUUGCAUGUUAUACCUGUUCUUGUGUGGUAAACUCCCUUGAAAAUGCUCUCACUCGUCAUUACUUUGGCCAGUGCUGUUGAGGUCACACUGCUCUUCUGUGUGGAGGCAUUCAAACCAAAUAGUCAGACACUGGUUUUACCAGAGAAGCUCGCUCAACCGUGCGACUGCUGUUGAUCACGUGAGCAGCAGUCUUUUGUCCAUUUAUUAGUAACCCAUGCACUUUUCAUUAAGGCUGUCCAUCUGACUCACCAGCAGUGCCUCGGUGCUGAGAGGAUCCCAGGGACACGCACAAGACUAGUUCACACGGUCUUUGUGGAGUGGUGUUAUACUUGUAAAGCCAACAAGAGGGCGCUAAAUGAUGCACCAUUCAUUGAGUGAAAGGGUAUUUCUCUGGCAUUUUAAGCCACUACCAACUACCUUGUUAAUCCAAAUAUUUCACUUAAAAGUGUUUGAUGGAAUGUGAUCUGUGUCUGUGAAUAACCUCAUGAUAGUUCAUUCUGUCUGUGGCUGACGAGUUUUCUACUUUAUAAAUCACUUUGUGACAAGGUAUUAUUUAAAGGUGCUAUUUUUACAUUAUGUUUUUCUUCAAACACCAAAAGUAGCUGAUGAAUUUGCAAAUGUACUAACCACUGUAGCUGGCAGACAAAAAUGUAAUCCCCCUCUCUGUCUUGUAGUGAUUAUGAAUUGUGUUCUUUUGGGAUAAUUAGUAAAAACAAAUGAGAUAACA
Perca flavescens (yellow perch) is the source of this 3124-nucleotide messenger RNA. RefSeq names its product solute carrier family 22 member 31 (gene slc22a31). The coding region runs from base 135 to 2021 and encodes 628 amino acids. The record is from RefSeq and is a predicted model, not a curated record. NCBI's taxonomy places the organism in Eukaryota, Metazoa, Chordata, Actinopteri, Perciformes, Percidae. Gene Ontology annotation, molecular function: transmembrane transporter activity. The transcript has 9 exons. Gene Ontology annotation, biological process: transmembrane transport.